AUGCGUCUCUUAUCGAUUGCGGUGUUGGCAAGUCUGCCAAUUGCCUUCGGCUUGCCGGUUCAGACCGCAGAGAUCACAGAGGUUGCAAACGCCAAGCGUAAUGAAGAGAUUGCAGCCAUUUCAAAAGCUCUGAUUGCUAUUCGAGAUGCGGGGUUGCAAUCCGACGAGAAGGUGAAACGCCAAUUUGGUAACUUACUUGGGGGACUUCUUGGUGGAUUGGGUGGUUUGACUGGAGGUUUGGGUGGCUCGGGGGGUGCUACACAAGCCCCUCCUUCUCAAGGAAGCGGCAAUAGUGCUCCUCCUACUUACGGGGGAGAUUCCCAGGGCGGUGGAUCUUCCGGCGGUUCCUCGGGAGGGUCGGGUGGCAAUUCUGGAGAUGGAGACCCCCAGCCCGACGGAGAUGGCGAUGAGGACGACCAACCUUGGUUCCAAGGAGGUGGUAAUGGAGGCAGCCAAGGAGGCAGUCAAGGAGGAAGUCAAGAAGGCAGUCAAGGAAAUGGCUAUUACGGCGGUGGCCAAAACGGGGGUGGAAAUGGAGGUGGGGACGGAGGGAACGGAGGUGGAAAUGGGGGUGGAAAUGGGGGUGGGAACGGUGGUCCAGGAGGAUACGGGUACGGGGGCAGCAAUAAAGAGUAAUUGCUUCGACGAAGGCGUAAUUGGUGGCCGAGUACAGUAUUGUAGACUUGUUUGAGAGUUGUUCGUUCGUUUUUCAUUUGUGUAAUUGGUAAUCCGGUAAUUAUAAUUCAAGCAAGUGGCUUGGUCCACACUUCGCAG
Hyaloscypha bicolor E is the source of this 774-nucleotide messenger RNA. RefSeq lists its product as uncharacterized. The coding region runs from base 1 to 636 and encodes 211 amino acids. The transcript has 3 exons. Lineage: Eukaryota; Fungi; Ascomycota; Leotiomycetes; Helotiales; Hyaloscyphaceae. The record is from RefSeq and is a predicted model, not a curated record.